UUAAAUUAUUUGAUGAGAUAUCUGAAAGCUAAAAAAUUGGUCAUCAGUUACUGAAAAUAUAAAUUUUAUUAAAUUUAUCAAAUGUUCGUAAAAGACACAAUGUUUUCUUGAUUAAAAUAAGAAGAAAGUAAAAUCUUCCAAUUCAGACAAAGCAGCCUAUGUCUACGUCGCUGUUGUUUUAGUUAAAUGCCGGCGUUAACGUCUACGUUUAACGUAUUGGUCGGUCAGUCGGUCGGUUAAUGUUUGUGCAUUUUAGUUGCAAAAACGGUCAAUAAAGCGUCUUAAGUGUAAAACAAUACAAAAAAAAAAAAAAAAAAACAAAACUGGAUUUGAUUAAAUAUAAUAUAAAAGAUAUUUAAAAAUUAAGAACUUAGAAUCAAAUCUUUAAGUGUGUCUCAUUCACAUCUCACCAUAACUUUUAUCAGCGUGUUUGGAAUGAUAGACCGUUGAGUUCGGCAUAACGCCCACUUAAAAACAAAAUUAGUAACACAUGCGACAUCAUUAUGCGUUUUGCCAUUUUUUAAAUCGUUUUAAUCUUGUGCCAUUAAUGCUAAAAUCAUUAGAGAAGCAAGCAGCAGCAUAACCACCGUUUGUUUUUCAUCAUCAGCAACAAUGAAAUUUUACUAUAACUGCCAAUAGUGAGUGUGUGUCAUCAGCAGCAAUUAAUAUAAAUUUGUAGAAGUCAUUAAAGAAAAAAGAAAAAAAAGCAGCUUCAAAACGAUUCAUCCAUCAUAGAUAAAAGAAAGUAAAAGAAUAAAGUACAAAAGAAAAAUUAUUCAAAAUUUUACCAAAUAUUUUACCGUUACCACCAAAAAUGGCAGAUUUAAUGCGUCUGGGCACACACACGCACACACACAACGUGGAUGUUGUCAUACAAAAAGAUAAACUUGGUUCACCGAACGGUUCAGAUGAUGGCAAUUUAGCUGGUCUUGGUGUUGGUGUUGGUGUCGGCGGUAUGACUAAUUUUGGCGGUAUGAUGGCAACUGGUGGCUUUGAUUUAAAUGAUUUAGCACAAGAAUUGGAUCAAGACGAAUUCGAUGGCCUUAAUAUGAUAAAUGCGACGGCAUUAAACUCUUAAGUGCUGCAUUUGCAUGCAUGAAAAAAUAGAACAUAUCCAAGGAAGCAAGCAAGCCAGUCGAGCAAACUUAUUCAACAACAUAGACAUGUAUUUAAAUAUUCGCAUAGAAAUUAUCAUUGUACUCAUUGUACAUUUAAAAUGUUUGGAAAAGAGAAAAGAAAACAGUUAUAUCAGGUGUAUCAGAUACAUCAGCUAAAUUACUUCUAAUUAUCAUAGAAUGGAAUUGGUUUCCCGGGAAGACGAUUAUGGUUAUUUUGCUGCGAAAUAAAUAAAAAAAACCAAGUGCAGGCAUUAUAGUCCGGCUAGAC
Glossina fuscipes is the source of this 1386-nucleotide messenger RNA. RefSeq lists its product as uncharacterized. The transcript is spliced from 4 exons. NCBI's taxonomy places the organism in Eukaryota, Metazoa, Arthropoda, Insecta, Diptera, Glossinidae. The record is from RefSeq and is a predicted model, not a curated record. Bases 815 to 1078 code for a protein of 87 amino acids.